Molecule: messenger RNA, 3062 nt
Organism: Gryllus bimaculatus (two-spotted cricket)
Lineage: Eukaryota; Metazoa; Arthropoda; Insecta; Orthoptera; Gryllidae
Source: the annotation of a GenBank genome assembly
AUGUGGGUUCCGAACCACAGUGCGUCGGGACAUGACGGCGCCAGCCACCCGGUGAGGCAACAGACGCCCAACCAGGCGGAAAUUGAAGUAAUGACUUCCAGAGAGAACGCAUUAGCCAGUCGCGGAGAUAUUAUUUUUCCUGAUAGCCAAUUCAAACCACGCUUCAACGGACGUCGGCCCAACUGUGCUCGACGUGACUCUACCUUCUGUGAAGGAGGCGUGGAUGGCUACCCCAUGGUGCAUCUGAACCAGCUUGUGGACCGUUUUGGCAUGAAUGGAGAGAAAUCAUUAUGUCCAUCAGAAGAGAAGAUCGUCUUCCCCAAAAUGGGUGAAAAUGCUGAUGGUCAGUGGAUGUUUAUAGUAAAUCUUGACAAUGACAAUUUUCAACAAGGAAUCAGAGUGGAAUUGUGCACUAAGCCAGAUCAGACCUGUCUCCUGGCAAGCGGGUUUCAAGAUGGUUCUAAUCCAGUGUGCCGACAAAAAUAUAUUUACCGACGGCUGGUGGCAGUGGGAGAUGGAGGCGAAGCCCAACCAGACUCAUUCAAAAUGCCAUCGUGUUGUGUUUGUUAUGUGAAUAGUGAGGUGACUUCACGAAUUUUACGACCUGAUCCACCUAUGACAAAAAGACGCAGACGCCGUAGUCAUCACUCAACGCAAAGGUGAAGAAAGUGUUAUUUUUGAACUUAAGUCUACUUCUAAAUUGGAGGUAGUGUUGUUUCUGAACAUUGUCAAAAGUGAGACAUUUUGUACAUGAUGCAUCAAUCAACUGUGUUUAAAUAUUUAUAUCAUUGUGUGUUUUAUUAGCAAAAUUAAUUCAUCAAAUGAUGCAAGAAAACAGUGCUUGUGCCUUUACUUCAACAAUAUAAGGCAUUUUACAAUAUAGGACAGAGCCAAAAAACAAAGUUAAAAUGAUUUCUUGUGAUGCUACAGGGAUACUAUUACAUUGUUACUCCGUCAUGUCAAUAAAAAUUGAAAAUGGAGGAAGACCCUUGUAGGAUCCUUAUCCUUGCCAAUCAUAAAAUAGCCUCAUUGCUUCUGUUUUAAUGUGCAAAGCAUAAAAGUUAUUUAUUCUCUCUCAUUGUAAAUUAUAAACCUAUACUAUCUGUUUAGUGAAUAUUGUUGUGAUGAUCAUUUCUGUUCUUUUUUUCCGUUAUUAUUUGCUUUAAUAUUUCAUAAAUCUGCAUUACUGUUGUAGGUAUAAAAAUUAUAUAGUGAAAAGAAGGGCCUUUAGCAUUAAAAAUUGUAUAUUCAUUUUACAAAGAAAGUUCUAAUCUUUACAUUGAUUCGGCCUAUCUGUAGUAAUUAACCUCAAACAUUUUAGACUAAUUUUUCUUAUAAUUCUAUAAAAUGAGAGUAAUAAGGAGAGAAAAAAAGUAACUUAUUUCUUAAUUAAAAUCUAUAUUCAAUUAUCUUUUCAAAUUCUUAUUCUUAUGUAAAUGUAAUUGCAAAAAAUAUUUCAAUAAAAGAUUAUUUAUUUUUGCAUGUCGUGGAGUAUACACAUGCAUACACAUUAAAAAAUUGUAAAGAAACAUGAAAUGACUUUCCAUAGUUUAUAAAUUUUAUUCAAUAAUUUUUCCGAUUUUUUUACCAAUAUCUUACAAUGUAGUUGUAGCAAUAUAACUAAAAGAAAACUGCAACCUUAUGAAAUUUACUUCAAAAUUGUUAUCUGACAAAAGUCGAUAGAAUGUUCAAAAGAUUCUACUUUAAAUGCAAAUUCACAUUUCUUGUGGUUAUUUAGUAUAAACAUUGUAUUUUGUAAUUGUUAGUACAGAAAUUUAACUACUUAAUGCCCUAUAUACUUCUGAGUCUGAAGUAUGAAAAAUUCCUUAGAAAUUUUCCAUCUGAAGAGUUUUCAUGCAUUAAAAUGCUUAUCUAGUCGCAGGAAAAAGUGUUCUGAAGUUUGUUUGGUUCUCUGUUGUAAAUGUUGCAUCAGAAAUUUGGAGGCUUGUCUAGGAGAUCAAUGAAUUGUUAAUUAAAUAAUACUUAAAUUAUAUUUUAUCAUAAAAUUAAUAUAAAUUGUCAAAGCAGUAUAUCAAGCCAUAUGGUCUAGAAUAGAAAUAAAGCCAAUAAAUACGUUAACGUUGUAAGAAAUUUAUUUGAAGAAAUCAAGGUUUGCAUGCACCAAAUGCUACACAUAAGUUACUUCUUAUUUGUAUUCCAACAUAGAAAACAUAGUAUGAAUUGUAGUUGCACACUUCUGCUUCAUUUUAAGCAUAGUGUGUUUAAGUAUAGAAUUUUACUAAACUUUUUUACUUGUUCAAGGUCCAAUUUUCCUGAGUGCAGAACUUGGCACAGACAUGUGUAAAGUAAAACAAACAUGAGCAAACAAAAGGGCAAAAGAUAACAUUGAAGUGAAAAAAAAAUCAAUUACAACUUCCAUCUGCAGUAAAGACAAGUGAAAGCUUCUUGAAAACAAGAGGAACAACGAUCUUUAGAUCCCCCGAAUUACAUUUAGUAUAUCUUAAGAAGCUUUGGGCAUUUAUAAGAAGAAAAUACUUUUGAAACAAUGAAUUUGUUAGUAAUAUUAAAUGGUCUAAUUAGUAUAAUAGUUUUGAUGAUUCAAACUCAUAAUUGUGUAUUCUGUUUAGGGUGCAAAGGGGAUUAUGAUCUAUGUGUGAUCCUCCCUAUAUCCUUCUCUUAGAACAGGUGGACCCCAUUUCCUCUAGCAGAAAGCAAUAUUUGGGAAAUUGUGAAUUACUUUUAUUAUUUAAAUAAGCACACAACCAUAGUAUAAAAAGCGAGUUCUUUGAUUUAGGUCAUUAAAAAAAAUUAAGAAGCACACUCGUUGCUGAUAUUUUGACUAUGUUGGGAGGAGCAGAAUUAGUAUUCAUAAACAUGUAUUUUUAUAUAUUCACACUAAUAAAUCAAAUAUUUAACAUCGCACUACAUAACCACAUGAUAGCAUUACAGCUGGUUACAUAAAAAUUAAAGUUUCAAACCUUUUUAUUUCAAAUGUAACUGACUUAUGAAAAAAUUCUUAAUUAAAAUAUUAUGCUAUGGACAUUAAAAAUAAGCCUACUAAAUUAAUAACAUUAGCACUUAAUCAUUGAUUUCCACUUAAC